GCCUGCCCUUGCCCUCUUGUCCUUUGCGCUUGCCCCCUCUUAGCCCUUGCGCUUGCGCUUGCCCUGCACCUGCCAGGCCCCUGCUCUCACUCCCCCCUGCCCCCCUUGCCCUCCUCGGCGCCGUUGGCGACUUCCCUGCCGCCCAGGGCCCCGGCGCGCGCUUUCACAUUGUUCGGCGGGACGAUGCUGCACUCUGGUGUGUUACACCCAUUCCUUCGCUUCACAGCUUGA
Messenger RNA from Bipolaris zeicola 26-R-13, 231 nucleotides. RefSeq lists its product as uncharacterized. The transcript has a single exon. The annotation marks the transcript as partial. The record is from RefSeq and is a predicted model, not a curated record. Lineage: Eukaryota; Fungi; Ascomycota; Dothideomycetes; Pleosporales; Pleosporaceae.